This is a messenger RNA of Aspergillus pseudoviridinutans, 1512 nucleotides long. Its product is annotated as cytochrome P450. The record is from RefSeq and is a predicted model, not a curated record. Gene Ontology annotation, molecular function: iron ion binding; heme binding; monooxygenase activity. Bases 1 to 1512 code for a protein of 503 amino acids. NCBI's taxonomy places the organism in Eukaryota, Fungi, Ascomycota, Eurotiomycetes, Eurotiales, Aspergillaceae. The transcript has 5 exons.
AUGAUGCUAUCAUCCUCCUGGCUGCUACUGGCUCUGGCCUACAUUGUCUUCUACUUUCUUGUACAAUCGGUCUAUCGUCUCUUCUUCCACCCUUUAAGCAGAUACCCGGGUCCKAAACUGACGGCCGCCACCUUCCUCUACGAGUUCUACUACGAUGUGAUCAAGGGGGGCCAGUUCCUAUUCCAGAUCGAAAAGAUGCAUGAGAGAUACGGCCCCAUCGUCCGGAUCAAUCCUCGAGAAUUACACAUCAAAGACCCCUCGUUUUACGAUACGAUUUACGCCGGUGGAGCCCACAAACGCGACAAAGAUCCCGGAUGGGUUCAUGUAAACGGGGCUCCCUUGUCUACCGUCUCCACAAUCAGCCAUGACCAUCACCGGUUCCGCCGUAGCAUCCUCAGCGAGUUCUUCUCCAAGAAAUCCGUCACGGCACUCUCUCCAAUCAUCGAAGAGAGAGUAAUAAAGCUAAUGCAACGCUUCCAAGAAGCGUACGACAGCAAGUCAACCAUACAGGUGGAUGCUGCGUUUUCAGGACUCACCGCGGAUGUGAUCACGCACUAUGCAUACGGUAAAAGCUGGGGCUUCCUCGAGGACCCGCAGUUCCGCAGUGAUAUCCGGACAGCAACAAGCGAGCUCACGAAUGCCGUGCAUUGGUUUCGCUUCUUCCCGCUCCUGGUGACAAUCUUUCGCAUGAUUCCGGCACAGAUAAUGUGUUUCAUCCAACCGGGUAAAACCGCCUUGUUUGAAUUCCAGAAAUCCAUCUUCGAUCAUGCCGCCCAGUCGCAGUCCAAGUGUGACGAGAGCGCCAGAACGAUCUUCAACAGACUGACAGACCCCUCCAUUCCGCCGGAAGAACGGAGUCUCGCCCGUAUUCAGGAUGAGGCUUUGAUCAUCCUUGUGGCGGGCACAGAGACCACUGCACGGACCUUGACCAUCGCCACAUUUUACAUGGCGAAUGAACCGAGAAUAUGGAAGAAACUACGGCACGAGUUGCAGUCGAGUGUUCUGCCCACGCCGAGCAGCACGGCGACGUGGGCUGAGUUGGAAAAGUUGCCGUAUCUGAACGCAGUAAUCAAUGAAGCCCUUCGUCUAUCGUACGGGGUUGUGGUUCGCCUUUCAAGAAUUGCCCCGACUGAGACGCUGAAGUACAGGGACUAUGCGAUUCUUCCGGGGACACCUGUAAGUAUGUCCGCAUACUUUGUUCAUCAAGAUCCAUCAAUCUUCCCCGACCCGCAGACCUUCAGGCCAGAGCGCUGGAUCGAGGCAUCCGACCAGCCGGAGCGUUUGACCAAGUAUAUCGUGUCGUUUACCCGGGGAAGCAGAAUCUGUUUGGGCAUGAAUCUCGCGUAUAUCGAGCUCUUCAUGACCAUCGCCUACAUGGUCCGUCGGUUCGACAUGGUUCUGCAUGAGACUACCUUCGAGGAUAUCCGGAUCGUACGUGAAUACGUGCUGGGGCUUUCCAAACAUGGUGAGCCUAGGGUGUUUACAAAGGUGACGAAUAUGCUCCAGGAGUAG